This is a messenger RNA of Zingiber officinale, 2062 nucleotides long. Its product is annotated as very-long-chain aldehyde decarbonylase GL1-6-like. The coding region runs from base 52 to 1920 and encodes 622 amino acids. NCBI's taxonomy places the organism in Eukaryota, Viridiplantae, Streptophyta, Magnoliopsida, Zingiberales, Zingiberaceae. Gene Ontology annotation, biological process: lipid biosynthetic process. The record is from RefSeq and is a predicted model, not a curated record. The transcript has 10 exons. Gene Ontology annotation, molecular function: oxidoreductase activity; iron ion binding.
GCGCAACACGCAGGAAGCCUAUAAGUGCGGCACUCUAAACAAUCUCACGCAAUGGCUUCCCAACCAGGACCCCUCACGCAAUGGCCAUGGCAGAAGCUUGGAAACAUGAAGUAUUUGCUGUUGGCUCCAUGGUUGGCACACAGCACGCGCAACUUCAUGGUAAGAAAGGCAGGGGAGCGGGCAACGCUCGACCUGUUCAUCUUCCCCAUAUUUCUGCUGAGGUUGCUGCUUGCCCAGCUCUGGAUCACUGUCUCCCGUCUCAAGACAGCCAACGGCAAGCAACGCAUAGUUGACAAAAGCCUCGAGUUCGAGCAAGUGGACAGAGAAAGGAAUUGGGAUGACCAGAUCAUCUUGACAGCUCUCCUAUAUUACAUGGCAAAUGUGCUUAUUCCUGGAGUGCCACAAGCGCCGUUGUGGGAUUCUAAAGGAGUGCUUGUCGUGAUAGCUCUUCAUACAGGCCCUGUGGAGUUCCUCUACUAUUGGUUUCAUCGAGCUUUGCAUCACCAUUACCUCUAUUCUCGUUACCAUUCCCAUCACCAUGCUUCCAUCGUCACUGAGCCUAUAACAUCUGUCGUCCAUCCGUUUGCUGAAGAGCUAGUUUACUUCCUGCUCUUCGCAAUUCCUCUAGUAACCACGGCUCUAACUGGAAUAGUUUCCUUGGCAGCAGGGUUUGGGUAUUUGAUUUAUAUCGAUUUCAUGAACUACAUGGGCCACUGCAACUUUGAGAUGGUGCCGAAGUGGUUGUUCAAUGCCUUUCCCCCUCUGAAGUACUUCAUGUACACUCCCUCGUUUCACUCCCUUCAUCACACCAAAUUUCGAACUAACUACUCAUUGUUCAUGCCCAUAUAUGACUACAUAUAUGGGACAAUGGAUGAGUCUUCAGAAGAGUUAUACGAAAAGUCCUUGACAAAAAAGGAGGAAAUUGUUGAUGUUGUUCAUCUCACCCACUUGACCACCUUGCAAUCCAUGUACCAUUCACGAAUUGCCUUUGCCUCACUAGCUUCUAAGCCAUACAGCAACAAAUGCUACUUGUGGAUUUUAUUUCCCUUCUCAUAUGCAUUGGUGUUUGUAGCUUCUAUAUUUGGGACUACUGUCGCCGUAGAGAGGAAUAAAUUUAAAAAACUGCAAAUGGAGACAUGGGUGGUGCCAAGAUUCACCUUCCAAUAUUUAUCAGGGAUUGAGAAAGAGAAAAUAAAUGACAUGAUUGAAAAUUCUAUAUUAGAAGCUGACAAGAUGGGCGCAAAAGUUAUAAGUUUAGGCCUGCUAAACCAAGAUGAUGAACUGAAUGAAUAUGGUAAGCUUUAUGUUAAAAGGAAUCCCAUGCUUAAGGCAAAAAUAGUCGACGGAACUAGUUUAGCAACCGCAGUGCUUCUCAACCGGAUCCCGGAAGAAACAGAGAGUGUUCUUCUUGUAGGAAGAGUUUCUAAGUUGGCUCUCUCUUUGUGCUUGUCCUUGUCUCAUAAAGGAAUCAAGGUAGAGGUGGCGCAAAAAGAAAAAUACAAAAUUUUGAAGCAAAAAAUGCCACCUGAGCUUCAAAGUUAUUUGGUUUUACCUCAGUGUUACGAAAGCAAGAUAUGGCUAUGUGGAAAUGGAACCCAUGAAAAAGAAAUGAAGAAAGCCAGAGAAGGGACUCAUUUUAUUCCCAUUUCUCAAUUCCCUUUGAAAACGGCAAGUGGAGACUGUUUUUAUCACUGCACGCUUGCAAUGCUGGCCCCAAAGGCAUAUGAGAACCUGCAUACUUGUGAGAACUGGCUUCCGAGAAGGGCGAUGAGCGCGUGGCGCGUGGCUGGAAUAGUUCAUGCGUUGGAAGGGUGGGACACACACGAAUGCGGUGACAUGGUGACCAACGUGGAUAGAGUAUGGCGAGCUGCUCUUGCCCAUGGCUUUCUUCCAUUCGAUGCCACUUCUCCUGCAAGCUAGUAAUCCGGGGUAACCACUUCCCCUGCGUGCUGUUAACUACUUUUGUGUAAUGAUUAUAUGAACAAUUGCCACUGUUGCUUCGUGAGUGAGGAGGAAAUUAAAUUUCCUAGUGCUAAAAAGAAAAAGGAGUGCUAUUCUACUA